Molecule: messenger RNA, 1692 nt
Organism: Aplysia californica (California sea hare)
Lineage: Eukaryota; Metazoa; Mollusca; Gastropoda; Aplysiida; Aplysiidae
Source: RefSeq, a predicted model, not a curated record
GCGGUGGAAUGGAGAAGGAGGCAGCACUCCGAAUCUGGAGUAGAUCCAUCCUGAAGAACGGUCUGCGCUAUAUAUCCAUGAUCAGUGAUGGAGAUGCCAAGACAAUAUCGGCAAUUCAUGAACUUGAUCCGUACCCUGGCAUUGUGGUAGAGAAACAUGAAUGCGUAAAUCAUGUCGGGAAGAGACUUGGGAAAGCCCUCCGUAACAUUGUUAGUGAAAAGUCAAAGCAAAAGGUCACACUUGGUGGUAACGGCCACGGAAAACUGAGGGAAAAGGUGAUUGUCAAGCUGCCGGCCUAUUACACGACUGCCAUCAGGUCCAACAACACGGUGCCUGCAAUGAAAAAUGCCAUUAUGGCAAUCGUAAAUCACUGCUCAUCGACUGACGAGGCUCCCCAACAUCAACUCUGCCCCAGUGGGGAAAGCUCGAGGUGUUUUUUCAGGAAAGCAAAGGCCAGAGGUAUAGAUCCUGGAAGCCACACAGAGAAUUUGGGGACUCCUCUUUGCCAGCUAGUCACUGACAACAUUCGCCCAAUUUUUGAACGGAUGUCAUCCGAAGACCUGCUGAGCCGUUGCAUUCUACAGUCUACUCAGAAUGCCAACGAGAGUGCCCACGCUUCAAUUUGGGCCCGCUGUCCGAAGCAUGUUUUUGCUAACAGAGACAGGCUCAGCAUUGCCGUUUCAAUUGGAGUGUCUGAGUUCAACUUUGGCUCCUCUUCAACGCGGAAGUUCAUGAGAGCUCUGGACUUAGAUGUUAGCGUAGGUACAAUGAAGCGUGGGGUCAAGCGCGACCACACCCGAAUCAGAAAGGCAGAGGAAGCAGUCACAGAAAAGGCUAGGAAAUAUAGACUGUUAAAAGCUGAAGCCAAAGAGAGAGAGGAGCAAAGGCUCCAGGAGAGGUUUGGACAGUUCUAUGAACCUGGUGGAGGUGACUAGAGAGUUGGUGUUUCAAGUAUGCUAUUAUGUGUUGUUGUAUUUUCUGAAAGGAGGGGGGUAGUAUGAAUUUGGAGGGCAAAAGGAAUGUCUAAUUGCUUGUAUUUUAGUAUUUUUUACCAUGAAAUAAUGUAAAAAUGAAUUCUGCUGCCAAAAAAUGAUGUUUUGUAGCAAACACAAGUUUCACAAUUUUGUGGUGAACGGGGAAAAUCUUUAUUCUCAUUUUUCUCAAAAUGGCCCGUAUUGAUAAUUUUUCAGCAGUUUUUGUAGUAAAUCUCAGGAAAUUACUGACCAAAUUCAAUGAAAUUUGCACACAAUAUUCCUCAGAUGUAUGUCUUAGGGGUUACAGGGCCAUAUUGCUAUUAUCUUUUGUACAUUUUGAGUUUGGGGUCAAUAUGUUGACCCAUCCCCUAAAAUAUCCGAGUUCAAAUUGUGUCCAGAGGUGUAGCCCAACAUCUCUAUCCAGGGAACAGUUUUCAAAUUUCUGGCUUUGUAACCUCUUUUGCUGUGCUUUAGUUGAUAGCCAUGCCAAAUAUUUAAGUUACCUCUUUUUUAUUUUAGAAGAUUUUCUGAAAAUAAAAUUAGCAAAAAAACGCUGAUUCAGCAUAUUUUUUAUCCUUUUAUGCAAAAAGUGUGAAUGAAAAUGUGAUUUCUACAGUACACAUCCUUCUAUUCCAUCCACCUACACAUGUAUAUCAUGAAUUUUAGGCAAAGAAUCCAUUAACAAGAGAUUUGGUGUCAACCCCCUGCCACCUCUCCU